This is a messenger RNA of Phragmites australis (common reed), 2926 nucleotides long. RefSeq names its product probable xyloglucan glycosyltransferase 1. Gene Ontology annotation, cellular component: Golgi apparatus. The record is from RefSeq and is a predicted model, not a curated record. The coding region runs from base 534 to 2564 and encodes 676 amino acids. Lineage: Eukaryota; Viridiplantae; Streptophyta; Magnoliopsida; Poales; Poaceae. The transcript is spliced from 6 exons. Gene Ontology annotation, molecular function: glycosyltransferase activity.
GCCACCGACAGCCCCCGUCCCGGCUCCACGCAACGAAUCAUUCGCCUGCACCUCACGUGUCCCGUCGCUGCCGGUGUGGUUGAUUGGUUCGUUGCGUUGCAUGCUGUCGUUGUCGUUGGCCGCGCCGAGCUGAGCGGAGACAAGGAGAGGAAGCGCCUGACUGCCGAGCUGACAUUUGCCGGAUCCCGAGAGCACCGUUCUUCCUCGGUUGAUUACUCUUCCUCCCGGUGGAUUAGCUAACCGAUUGAGCUGAUUAGCUCGAGCGCGCGGCAUAAAGACCGUCCUUUCCUCCCGUGCUUGCUCUAAGCAAAAGCGGAGCGAAACCAGAAAAAAGGAAAGAAAAAGUUGGGUUUUUUUUAAUUAGGAGGUAGUGGUCGCAGUAAUCAUGGGUUCAUAAAAGUUGGAUAUGUCCGAGCUGAGGCGGAUUGGAUCCCCGUCGCGACGUGAUGGUUUCGUUGAUGAGGUGAGGUGACGUGGGGGAGCCAAAGCCAAGAACCGGCGGCGUUUGAGGUGGGUUGUGCCGCGAGGUGGCAAUGGCGCCGUGGUGGGGGCGGGAGGCGCGGGGAGGGGGCGGGACGUCGGUGGUGGUGAAGAUGGAGAGCCCGGACUGGGCCGUCCCGGAGUCGGAGGCGUCGGCGGGGGGUAAGGCGGGGCGCGGCAAAAACGCGCGCCAGAUCACGUGGGUGUUGCUGCUCAAGGCGCACCGCGCCGCGGGGAAGCUUACGGGCGCGGCCUCCGCCGCGCUCUCCGUGGCGGCCGCCGCGCGGAGGCGGGUGGCUACCGGGCGGACUGACUCCGACGCCCCGCUCGGGGAGAGCCCGGUCCUGCGCACCAGGUUCUACGGCUGCCUCCGCGCCUUCGUCGUCCUGUCCAUGCUCCUCCUCGCCAUCGACGUCGCCGCGCACCUCCAGGGCUGGCACCUCGCCGUCGACGUCCCCGACCUGCUCGCCGUCGAGGGGCUCUUCGCUGCUGCGUACGCGUCCUGGGUGCGCGUCCGACUCGAGUACCUCGCGCCAGCGCUGCAGUUCCUGGCCAACGCGUGCGUCGUGCUGUUCUUGUUCCAGAGCGCCGACCGCCUCAUCCUGUGCCUCGGUUGCCUCUGGAUCAAGCUCAAGGGAAUCAAGCCUGUGCCCAAGGCCGGCGGCAAAGCGUCGGACGACGUCGAGGCCGCCGCCGAGGAGUUCCCCAUGGUGCUCGUGCAGAUUCCUAUGUGCAAUGAGAAGGAGGUGUACCAGCAAUCCAUUGGCGCUGUUUGCAGUCUGGACUGGCCAAGGUCAAACUUCUUGGUGCAGGUGCUGGACGAUUCUGAUGAUGCUGCCACGUCAGCUCUUAUUAAGGAGGAGGUGGAGAAGUGGCAACGUGAGGGCGUUUGCAUAUUAUACCGACAUCGGGUGAUCCGUGAUGGCUACAAGGCUGGAAAUCUCAAGUCAGCCAUGAACUGCAGCUAUGUAAAAGAUUACGAGUUUGUUGUUAUCUUUGAUGCUGACUUUCAACCCCAACCAGACUUCCUGAAGCGAACUGUGCCCCAUUUCAAGGGCAAUGAAGAUGUUGGAUUAGUUCAGGUAAGGUGGUCAUUUGUGAACAAGGACGAGAACUUGUUAACUAGACUGCAAAACAUAAACCUGUGCUUCCACUUUGAGGUGGAGCAGCAGGUUAAUGGUAUCUUCCUCAAUUUCUUUGGGUUCAAUGGAACCGCUGGAGUGUGGAGAAUAAAGGCACUUGAGGAUUCUGGUGGGUGGAUGGAGAGGACGACAGUGGAGGACAUGGAUAUUGCUGUCCGAGCACACCUCAAGGGCUGGAAGUUUCUGUUCCUUAACGAUGUUGAGUGCCAAUGUGAAUUGCCAGAGUCAUAUGAAGCAUACCGAAAGCAGCAACAUCGAUGGCAUUCUGGUCCCAUGCAGUUGUUUAGACUCUGCUUUGUAGAUAUUAUUAAAUCAAAGAUUGGAUUUUGGAAGAAGUUCAACCUCAUAUUUCUUUUCUUUCUCCUUCGCAAACUUAUUUUACCCUUCUACUCCUUCACUCUUUUCUGCAUCAUCCUUCCCAUGACAAUGUUUAUUCCUGAAGCUGAGCUCCCUGCUUGGGUUGUGUGCUACAUUCCGGCAACCAUGUCCUUACUGAACAUCCUCCCAGCCCCCAAAUCCUUUCCGUUUAUUGUUCCCUAUCUUCUAUUUGAGAAUACGAUGUCAGUAACAAAAUUCAACGCCAUGAUUUCUGGCUUGUUCCAGCUCGGGAGUGCCUAUGAGUGGGUUGUCACCAAGAAAUCAGGCCGUUCUUCCGAGGGAGAUCUUGUUGCCCUUGUCGAGAAGCAGUCUAAGCAACAGAGAGUAGGGUCUGCACCCAAUCUCGACUCCCUAGCGAGGGAGGAGUCUCAUCUCAAAAAGGAUUCCAAAAAGAAGAGACACAAUAGGAUAUACAGGAAGGAACUAGCACUCUCCUUCCUUCUCUUAACAGCAGCAGCUCGCAGCCUGCUUUCGGUGCAAGGCAUACAUUUCUACUUCCUUCUGUUCCAAGGGGUCUCAUUCUUGGUCGUUGGUCUCGAUCUAAUCGGCGAGCAAGUCGAGUGAUACAAUACAAGGAACGUGAUGGAUUUCUUUUUGCUGUGAGGGGGGUAAAGCCAUCAAAGAGCACUUCUGGUAAAGGGAAGAACAGUACAUGAUUUGAUGCAUACACGACUACACGAGAAGAUUUGGUCCCACUUAUUGGGGGUUAUAGUUCGUCAGACACUGAAAUGUGGAAUUGUAGAUAUAUGACUUGGGAGUUGGGAACUGGGUCUGUGAGUAGUCUUGGAGGUCGAAUUCUUUUGUAAGAAUCUUCAGUGGUUAGAUGGGUUCUUUUUUGCUUACUCUACAUUUACCUUCAAAGGGAUAUACUGUAGUUUUCCAUGUACUUUGGCCACUUGCUACGAACGCAUACUGAAUUACUGAUA